Messenger RNA from Sorghum bicolor (sorghum), 933 nucleotides. RefSeq lists its product as uncharacterized. The coding region runs from base 164 to 568 and encodes 134 amino acids. Gene Ontology annotation, molecular function: DNA binding. NCBI's taxonomy places the organism in Eukaryota, Viridiplantae, Streptophyta, Magnoliopsida, Poales, Poaceae. The transcript has a single exon. The record is from RefSeq and is a predicted model, not a curated record.
UUUCUAGUAUAUCUUUUUUUACUAGAUUGUCAAAAGACCAGUUGUCUUGACGAAGUACUUCAUUUCCAACAAGCAAUCAGAUAAAACAAAAGGAGCGGCUUCAACAGAGUCUGCAGCUCCAGUGAUUGGACCGACCAAUAUUUGCACUGCUGAAAUUGGAUCCAUGGGUAGAGGAAGAGGGAGAGGGAAGAAGCUAACCACUGUCAGGAGCCAUGAAGACAAAGGUAGCAGUGGUGAAGAAGUUGUGCCUGCAAAAAAGAGGAGGGGAAGGCCCCAAAAGCGCUUCGCCAAUAAGAUCGAUCAAGCAGAUGUUGAAAAUUUUGUAGAAAAGGUCGAUGGCGACCAAGAAGAAGUUGAUGAUGCCAAGCUGAAGAACAGCGCUGCAGCCGGUGGUAACAAGAGAGGCAGGCCGCUGAAAGAGGGCUCUAAUAUUGUCAUAGAAGAUAACAAUUCCAUUAUUCGAUCAAGCAGUGAUGAAUCAACAAGGACCAACGGAUUCAGGCAGAUUGGGAGCCGGCGGAAAAACAAGCCCCGGCGAGCAGCAGAGGCAGGAUUAGAAUGCAAGUGAAUCAUCCCUGUGGUUUUCAGUACAAGUUAGCAUCCAAUUUUUUUGCUAUAUCGUCAUGUCUAGUAGCUCCCAGUGCUGAAAAACAAAACUCAUGUCUAGUAGCUCCCAGUGCUGAAAAACAAAAUGUAAACUAGCAUGUUCUGAUUGCAUGCCUCAGUUUUUUUCCCCUUGACCCAAGUGUAUGAACUAAAUGGUACACCUACUUGUUCAGCUGCUCUAGGCCUGAUUCAAAUUUGAGCUGCUUGUAGCAGAGAUUUUACCUUUCAGUUUACAAAGGCUGGUGAUACCAGAAGGUGUUCCUGCAAUUUUGAUUAAUCUGGUCUUCUUCUUUGCUCUUAUUGCAAUUAUUUGUAGCUUAUUAAGUU